This is a messenger RNA of Wasmannia auropunctata (little fire ant), 2507 nucleotides long. RefSeq names its product peptidoglycan-recognition protein LC-like. Gene Ontology annotation, molecular function: N-acetylmuramoyl-L-alanine amidase activity; zinc ion binding. The transcript is spliced from 8 exons. The record is from RefSeq and is a predicted model, not a curated record. The annotation marks the transcript as partial. Gene Ontology annotation, biological process: peptidoglycan catabolic process. Lineage: Eukaryota; Metazoa; Arthropoda; Insecta; Hymenoptera; Formicidae.
AUGUUCGACAACGCGACAGCAGACGCAGCAGUGUUCUGUGUCGGAUUGAAUGGAGAUAAAGCCGCCAUUAUAACGCAUGCUUUAAUUCCAUUGGUAGUUCGUUUAUCGGUGAAGCGGCUUGCGGCCGUAAAAUUUCAUUUUUUUUUGGAAAAAAUCGUGUGUAUUUCGAAAUAUAUAAAAUAUUAUCCCCGGAUUGCAUUAUAUUUUUGUGAUGACUUCGUUAUAAUACGCAGCGCAAUCUGCUGCAGUGACACACAGAGUAGAUCGAGUGUGACAUGUGAUGACCGCGGUGCCAUCCGCGUAUCAGCGCAGAAAUUCGAGUUACGAUUCGAAUUAGAUACGGAAAUAUUGUGCAAAAAGGGAAUAUAUUGUACACGUCGUACCAGUUCUCGCUCUAUGUUUUUUCCGUUUCUCGUUUUACUUCUCCUUGCGAGCGAGAACGAGCGCUUUCCACGAUACCACCUCCAUGGCGCGUCGUCCUUCGGCAGCCGUAUAGCGUCAUCGCUGAAGUCAGUAUCUGUUCGACAGUGUCGUAGGAUCAGCGGAGAUAACCGAUAGUGGCCUAAAACGCGUUCGUAAAUUCUUGUUCGGAUUGUACUUUGUACCUGUGGGUCAGUGCAUUCUCCAUCAGCAGCAGGUGGAGUCAACAACGUGACGAAAAACGUAUCGGGACCUGCAGCUUGAAUGAAGUUUUUCCCUUCCGCGAAGCAUUUUCCACGGUGACCAUGUCGUUAUGAAUUGAUGAGUCUAGUGUUGGCAAAGUGACCACCACCAGCACGAAUGAUGAUUUGUGCGAGUGUAUGGGUAUGGUGACAUUGGCACAACAGCAGCAGCAAACGCUCGAUGGUAAUCAUCAGUGUCAGAAGGAGCAAAAUCACGUAAACGGUGCUGCUGUGUCUGCCGAGAGUCACGCGGUUGACAAGUUUCGCGGCGAGGCUGCGCGCUCGGCGAGGGAAACCGCGGUCGUCGCUCCAGGCAAUGGUAGCGCUGGAGAUUCCUCUACGCAGUGCAGUGACGUAGACGACGACGAUGAGGAAGAGGAGACGGACGUUGAGGAAGACGGUAGCGGCGGCGGCUGGAUCACGAAUCUGCCGGUGUCGUCGACUAUUGUUCAGCAGCAUCAAGCGGUUGCCACCACGAACGGCGAUGUCGUCCUGCCGAACGCCGAUCCGUCGAAUUUCGGUGACAUUUGCGUAAAGAACUCGACGAAUGUGCAUCUGGGUAACAAGACCUUCUACAAGGGUCCGGUUACUAUAAAGCAAUUCGUUUAUACGAAUCCCAUUUCGGUCCAGGAUGUAGAUAAUAAAUUCGACGUCAGCCGCGCCUCCGACGUCAACGUCUCGCAUUUGUCGACGAAUAAGAACGAAGAAGUCUCCAAUGGAUCUAUUUUUCCGCAAAAUACUGAAUUAAAUAAAGUGACGCGAUGUCUCUGGACUUGGAGAUGUGCGGCUUUAUCGUGCGUUCUAGCUUUAAUACUUCUAGCUACUAUAGUGGUCACAGUUGUAUAUUUCACCCAAUCUCAUCACUCAACUGCACCAGUCUUCCCACAAAUUCCAGACUCAUCGAUCGAGGGUAUAACAGUAAAUUCGGUACGUUUUGUUGAGAGAAACGAAUGGGGUGCGCAGCCACCCUCGGAACCUCUAACAAAACUGAAGCUGCCAGUACCAUACGUUAUUAUUAGUCACACCGCGACAGACUUCUGUACCACGCAAUCACAGUGUACAUUCCAUGUAAGAUUUGCUCAGACUUUCCAUAUCGAAUCUAGACAGUGGUCGGAUAUCGCCUACAAUUUCCUCGUCGGAGGCGACGGUCUCGCAUACGUUGGCAGAAGUUGGGACUACGUCGGCGCCCAUUCCUUCGGUUUUAACAAACCGGCUGUGAUGGAGAAAGAGGAUAAGACAUUUUCAUCAGCAGGAUAUACGGCGGAUGGUAUAAAUGAUGCAACAGCUAUGGAUCGUAUUAAUUUAGUAAAAAAAUCUCAAAGAAUAGUUGAUUUUACAGACUUUAUUGUGCAGAUACGAUCUAAUAAAGUGAUCACGUGGAAAAUUGUCGUGGCUUUAUUGUGCGUUCUAAUUUUAUUACUUCUCGCUACUAUUAUAGUGGUCACAACUGUAUAUUUUACUCACCAGAAAGCACCGGAAAUUCCAUCAGACUCAUCGCCCGAAGGUAUAACAGAAACUUCGGUAACUUUCGGUUUUGUCGAGAGAAACGAAUGGGGUGCGCAGCCACCCUCAGGACCUUUAACAAAACUAAAGCUGCCAGUACCAUACGUUAUUAUUAGUCACACCACGACAGACUUCUGUACCACGAAAUCACAGUGUACAUUCCAUGUGAAAUUUGCUCAAACUUAUCAUAUCGAAUCUAGACAGUGGUCGGAUAUCGCCUACAAUUUCCUCGUCGGAGGCGACGGUCUCGCAUACGUUGGCAGAAGUUGGGACUACGUCGGCGCCCAUUCCUUCGGUUUUAACAGCAAGAGUAUCGGCAUUUCCUUUAUCGGUACAUUCAAC